Molecule: messenger RNA, 2053 nt
Organism: Effrenium voratum
Lineage: Eukaryota; Dinophyceae; Suessiales; Symbiodiniaceae
Source: the annotation of a GenBank genome assembly
AGCAUGCGACUCAAGCCCCUGUCCACGCGCGGGGCAGUGUGUCAAACUUCCGGCCUUGACGAGCGUUCCUUUCUGCCCUUUCUGCCCUUUCUGCUCUGAUUUUCCUCUCUCUUUUUCUCUUUUUCCUGCCGUUUGACACACCGCCAUGUCGGGAUGGAUAGAGGUGCGAGAUGGCAUCGAGUCGUGCGUGCGGGACACCUUCCUGGAGUUCCGCGUCGUGGGCUCGGAGCCGAAGCUUCGGCGGUCGAAGUCCACCGGAAGCAUUGAAGCGACUCCAGUGACUCCAGCGACUCCAAUGUUCAUGCCCAAGGCUUCCAAGAUCAGCGCAGGAGAUUGCUUUUCGGCUGCGGGGGAUUCUUCCGCAUCUACGAAGACAAACUCUGGCUGUGUUUCACCCUGCGGGACCAAGGAGGUAUACCUACAGAGCGCCAUUGAGGCUUUGCAUCGUGCGACGUGUCAAGGUAAGCAGGCGAGUCGUUGCGAGGUCAGCGACAUCAUUCUGCAACUUCCCACCCUGGCAGACUUGCCGGCAGACAGCAAGUCGCGGCUGAUGUCGCAGCUGAUGUGGAGCUUGGGUAAGAUGCAGUACAAGCAGGUCGAGGUGUAUGCUUUGCCCGACCUCAUACCCUCGGAGCUCGUGACGUUUCGCACCAGUGACCUGUGCGCAAUGCUCUGGGGCUCCGUCAAGUUGGGAAUCACCGAGUUGUCCCGGCGCAUCAUCACCGCGCUGGAUACCAUGCCCUUGAGGGAUGUGCCCCCACAGAGCGUGGCCAACGGCAUGUGGUGCUUGGGUACCUUGAAGCUGAACACAGCAGCUGCCAGAAGCGUCUUCAGCAAGUUUCUGCAGCUGGCAGUGCAGGACGACAUGAGGAACUUCACCUGCCAGGGGGUGGCCAACAGCCUGUGGGCAGCGGCCCACCACCAGCUGGACAAGCUUCAGGCCCAGCAUUUCCUGAAGAAGGCAGUGCUCAGGGCCAUGGAACUUGAGACCAGCGACUUCCAACACGAGGAGCUAUGCAUGGCCGUCUGGGCGGUGGGCAGGAUCAUUUGGAGCGCCCGGGAUUCGCGUGGGAACUUCUUACGGGGCCAGUACAAGUGCGUGCAGGACUGGCUGCUGCUGGCCUUUAAGGAAGCCACCGGAAAGAUCCGCCUGCUCAAGCCGCAGGGCGUGUCGAUGAUCGCAAUCACCCUGAAGAAUUUGAAGCAGGACAGAUUCCCAGAAGCGCGAGACUUCCUGCUGGCUGCAGCUCGAGAGCUGUCCGGCAAGGUUCACGAGUGCUCUGGGCAGGCCUUGGCCAACCUUUGUCAUGUCUUUUGUGGCCGAAUGAUGGUGAAGUUGUGGCCCUCUGAGACUUUGGAGGAGCGAGCCGCAUACAAGGCACAGGUGGUGGUCCCCUUCGCAGCCGCGGUGGCGAAGAGAUUGACCUCCCAGGUUUGGGACUAUUCCUCGAGGGAUUUGUUCGCCAUUGCAAGCUCCUUUGCCAGAGCCAAGCUGGGACACGUCCAGGAAGUCCAUGACUUUGCAGUGGCCUUGCUGAACGCGCCGUCCAAUGGAAGCCUCACCUCCCAGGAUUCCAUGAAUUUGGUCUUCUUGAUGAAUUCGGGUAAGAAGUUUCAGGCCAAGCGCUCAUAGCGACGGUGCUUGGUGAUCCUUGGAUGUCGGCUCCUCCUAUCAUUGAGGCCCAAAUAGCCCUGCGCACACAGAUGCUCAGGGCCUGCGGGAGGUGCCCGGAAAGGUGGAGGACUGACGAGGACCGUAUCCUGCAGUACCCUAUUGGUCAACGUUGUUUCGGUUGGUUCCAGACCAUGUCCCUGUGUAAUGUUCCCCGGCAGAGCACCAGAGAGUCUGCCCGAUUGCAGCUUCAUUACAAGCUGACAAGCCCGGUUAGCUCUUGGUUCUUGCUAACAGGCAAGAACGGCCCGCUCGAUUGCAGCUGCAUCACAAGCUGGCGAGCGGUGCAUUUUUGCUCCCUGGGACCAGCCGAAAACGGCUGGUGCAAGCCAUCCAGUUUAGUGAGUGUGCUCAGCUACAUCAGCCUUGCUUCAGGUGGGA